AUGGGGGCGGGUACGUGGGGCGUGUGGGGUCUCAGUGCGAGGCCAUCUCAGAACCACCUCAAUCCAACUCCCACUAUCCCUUCUCCCCCCCUCCACCAGCCGGCAUGGCUGCCGGGCAUCAUGAGUGCAGACCCGGACGUAAACCCGGGGUUCGGCGAGUGGAACCUGGCAGUGGCAGUGUACUGCGAUGGGGGCGGGUACGUGGGGCGACGGGGCGAGGUGGCUGUGGGCAACACAACGCUCCACAUGGACGGCUGGAAGAUCAUCAUGGCCAUUCUCGAUGGUGCUGCCAAGUCAAGCCCAGUGGCACUGCUUCUUCCCGAGUUGACCUUUGAGUCGACUCAAAAGUCAUCUCCCCACCUCUCUUUCCCGGUUCCCUCCACUCGGCAGAUCUUCCGACUGCCCUGGGGCCAUGAACACGCCAAAGAGUGUCUGUUUGGUCUCCGAUGGGGUGCCGGGGGGGGAGGGGGCGGGGGAUUGAGUGGCGGAGCAGGGUUUUGGACAGGAGGUGCUGGAAUGGGGGGAGGAGGGGAAGGGGGCAGGCUGGCGGGAGGGAGGGGAGGUUUGAGGGGAGGGGUUGAUGGGGAGACAGCAAAACCGAAGAUGCUGGGUGGUGAUGGUGGUGCUGUAUUCACAAGUGUUGGCAUGGUUGACAGUGAUUACCACGAAGGCUUUUUGGGAAGUGGUUACGGUGAAGCUGGUUCAGGUGGCGUCAACAUAGCGGAGAGCAGCAGGAGCAGCAAUGGGAGCAAUGGUGACCGUGCCGUUGUUGCAAAUGGUAACACUGGUGAUCAGGCUCUAUUGGACAUCGUUCACAUCUGA
This is a messenger RNA of Closterium sp. NIES-65, 822 nucleotides long. NCBI's taxonomy places the organism in Eukaryota, Viridiplantae, Streptophyta, Zygnematophyceae, Desmidiales, Closteriaceae. The record is from the annotation of a GenBank genome assembly.